This is a messenger RNA of Paramuricea clavata, 3120 nucleotides long. Lineage: Eukaryota; Metazoa; Cnidaria; Anthozoa; Malacalcyonacea; Plexauridae. The record is from the annotation of a GenBank genome assembly.
AUGGGAAAACUAACUAUUUUGGUGUCGGUCUUCGCUCUUUUUCUGGUUCCCUGCUAUGGAGACGUGUUACUUAUGUACUACACUGCUGCGGGCGAAAUAAGAGUCAGUGGAGCAAAUGGAAAACAAUUUUCCUUAAUCAACAAUUUCAACAGCACGGAGACGAUAAGCCUCGCAAUUCAUUACGAACAGGACUUGAUCUUUAUUGCUGAUUACAGUAAAAUAGUCCGGAUUCAUUUGGUUAACGAAUAUGGUAAUAGAGUAAUUUCUGGCAAUGGUGAACUGUUCGUUAACUCUACAGCGAGACACCGCGAAGAGUUGAUAAAGACACUUAAUAGCAAUCAGUGCCAAACGGAGCUCAUUUCUACAAGGUUGUGAUUUUUACGCUAGUCUUACAGAUUUCUAAAUAUAUUCCAUAUUUCCUCUAUUUAGCCCCUAUAGGGCUUAAUUUUCUUAUUAUUACAACGGGGGGACUAAAUAGAUACUGCCAGAGGGGGGGGGGGGGCUAAAGUUAAUUUUCACCGUUCUUGUAAAAAAUAUUAAGUUACAGGACCAUCUGCAAUGGAGGUACAUUUUGAAAAAUGUUUCAUACAAUUUACCAUUGUUGGCCGGGGCUUUACAUACAAAGUAUUACCAGUGCAUGAAUGUUGUACAGAACGUUUGUGUUCAUAUAUUUCGUUAAAAAUUUCCAUGGAAAAUGAUUUAAUUAAUGCAGGGGAGAUGGGCUAAAUAGAGGUAGGGGCUUAUUUUGUGUGAGCGCUUCUAGACUGGGGCUAAUUAGAAGGGGGAUAAAGAUGAGCUGAGGGAAUACGUAAUACCACGUAUUCUAUCAGCAUUGAUAAUACCUCUAUUGAACUGCGUUGCAAUGUAUUGUCAAUUGUAUUGUCAUUAUUAUAUAUUGUCAAUUGUAUUGCGUUUCGUUGCGUUGCGGUGCAUGGCUUGUGUUGUGUUGUGCAGUUGUGUUGUGUUGUGUUGUGUUGUGUUGUGUCAUUGUGUUGUGUCGUUGCAUGUGUUGUGUCGUUGUGCUGUGUCGUUGUGCCGUGUCGUUGUGUUGUGUUAGACUGGCUAAAAAGAGGCAAGGCUAAAAGACUCUGCCCCCGAACUUCUCGUUGUGAUUUUACAUUCCAGCCUCCCCAACAAUAAAUAAAACUUACUUUAACACGCUAAAAUGUUAAUAUUGAGAAAUAUAUUUCGAAAUACAAAUGUAACACUCUUACACCCUUAUACCUCUGCUCUUAUACAUUGAUAUGAUACUAUCUCUAGCAGCUGCAAUAUGGGAAAAUUAACUAGUUUGGCGUCGAUCUUCGCUCUUUUUUUGGUAUGGAGACGUGUUACUUAUGUACUACACUGCUGCGGGCGAAAUAAGAGUCAGUGGAGCAAAUGGAAAUAAGCCGCGCAAUUCAUUGCGAACAGGACUUAAUCUUUGUGGCGUCGUCGUGUUGUGUUGUGUUGUGUUGUGUUGUGUACUUGUGUUGUGUUGUUCGCCUGGCAAAGAGCAAAUGUUGAGAUAAUAGUAUUUUCCUCAGUUGAAGGAUUUUGUAGAUGGAAAUUAAAAAAAAACUCCGUUGAAAGUGUUUGCGUCUAAUUAAAAUAAUUGUCCGGCAUUGCGAUCGGUUGAAACGUUGAAAGAACUCGCAGUGCGUGCGCUUGCGAACUAUUAACUCUUUUACGAUAAAUGGAAAUAAUUGACAAACCGACUCAUAAUACUCGUAAUUUAGUAAUCUAACGACCACGAAAUAUGCGAGGUUGCCAGUUUUAUAGAUUUGACAGAUUAUAUUUUAGAAAUUUGUGGCGGCACAGUGAUAACAAUCUAUUUAAUACUAUUUGCUAGGUCAAAUCUUCAUGGUCUAUACGUGGAUACGGUCGCCAAUAAGCUCUACGUUUCCUGUAGGUCUGUACUAGAACUUAAUCUUGAUGGGAGUGGUGAAAGAAUUGCGUUCGGCGGUGAUUCAAUUGGCCUCUGGGAACCGACAAUAUACCAAGGAAAGUUUUACUUCGGAGUCAGUGGUUUUGGUAACAGCGGCAUAUACACAGCUACGCUGAAUCCAAACAAGACUGUUAUACCUAAUAGGUAAGAAAGUAUGAAUAUGUAGAUAUUAUACUGACGCUUUAGAAUUGCGCAAUCGAACUGCAUGUUAAUAAGUCGAUAUCCGAACAUGCCCAUGGCGCGGAUACCAAAGGCUGUCCUCCAUUACGACCACUUUGUUCACGCGGGUGUUGUGUGCUUGAAGCGCGCAUACGUACGCCCGCUCAGUCCAAUCUCCAAUAAUUUUCCACUGCGUGGCGGAAUGCGCUGGGAAAACAAAAGCAAUAUGGCGGCCCUAAAUUGGAGAAGACUUCUUAAGUUGAUUAUUCUUAAGGCGAAUAUUAAGAAGAGAAAACUACAAAAAGGGAUUCUGGAUGCGAGAAAUCUACACAGAAAUUAAGCAAGCAGCAAGCAUCAUUGGCGGACACAGAAGUUUCUGCGACUUAUUUUAGGUCCUUAUGUAUAAAUAUGGACACAUGUAGACAAUUUUCAGAUUUGUUGAAAUAUACGCAUGCAUGCUAUAUGUUUCACUGUGUUACAAUAAUUCCAGCUCUGUUUAUCUUUCUAGAUUAAUUUCUGCGUCCGACGUUACUUCCAUAGGACGAAUGAAGAACUCGAGUAAACUUUACUACAUCGACCAGGAAUACGAUCAAAUCAGGGUAAUUGACUUAAAUGAAACAAAUCCGAAAUCAAAUUUAGUUAUCCACUGGACUAGUUAUAAUAAUCUACUUCGCACAUUAGCUGUCUCUGGUGGCUAUGUGUUCUGGACGGAAAGAACAUAUGAUGCGCAUGCCGUUUUAGAUCAGUACAGUUGGGGACUUGAAGCAGGGAAGAUAAGGAACGGUGUGGUAACUCGUAAUAACACUUGGUCAAUGGACUACCGCCGCGGUUACCAUACGAGAAACGCAGUUUAUCAGUUGGUUGCUUUCGAACACAAUUUUCCCCAACAGAAACCAAGUACGCCCCACACAAAUUCGAAUAGAGUUACAACAGUUACUACAACAACAGCCAGCUCCCACGCCAGCCUACCGUUGAUAAGUUGGGAAAUUAUGUUGUUCGCUUUUGUAUCAGCCAUUGUUGAAUUCGUGAAUGUUUAA